This is a messenger RNA of Penaeus vannamei (Pacific white shrimp), 1438 nucleotides long. NCBI's taxonomy places the organism in Eukaryota, Metazoa, Arthropoda, Malacostraca, Decapoda, Penaeidae. The record is from RefSeq and is a predicted model, not a curated record.
CUCUCCUCUUUUUUCCAGCAGCCUCGCAAGAUCACCAGCAGCCUCCGAGACGAGCGAGAGACGAGAUAGACUGUCUCAGGAACCUCCGUUAAAGCCCCUAGGACUCGUGCGAACGUCGUGAACAUGACCUGCUGUACCCUGCGGUGUGUCAUCAAGUGCGGCAUCUUCUUGGCCGCCUUGGACAUCAUCCACGCCGUCACGAGUUUUGGCUUCUAUGGCUACCAGUACAUUAUCGAGAUGUGGUACUUGUGUCCGAUCGACCUUGCGGUGGAGAAAUGCCACAAUAAGAUCUAUAUCUUCGAGCAGAUGUUCGAAAUGCGCUGCUACAUCGGCGUCGGGGAAGGCAUCGCCGGCAUCUUCUGCUGCGCCAUCUAUAUCCUUGCGUUAGUCAAGCGCAAGCCCUCUCUCACCUGGCUGUGGCUCAUCAAGUCCUUCGCUGUCAUCGGCGUCAACAUCUACUACCUGAGCAACUGGGUCAUCAGACAAGGCCGCUACGACCACCUGGAGUGGGAGAAGCAGACGUACGAGGACGAGUUCAUCUGGGCCGCCGAAGGCCUCACCCUCGCGCAGAUUCUCAUCAUGCUCUUCUAUUGCCUCAUCGGCGGCCUCUUCACCUACAAGGUGGUGGAGGAGAAGCGCGCCAGCCGCAGGAGCCUGCGGUCGCGCCGCAAGUGGAACUCGCACGACGCCACGGCGCCCCCGAUGGGCUACGACGACGAGGAGGCGCAGUACCUGAACCAGGCGCUGACCAACAGCGAGAAGACGCUGCCGGUGCGCGCCUCCAAGCAGAGCCUGGCCGCCGCCUCGCAGCACAGCAUGACGGAGCUGGACCGCCCCGACUCCUACAAGCACUCGACGGGCGUCUAGAGGCGGUGGGCGGGGCUUGUUGCCGCCGCGGAUGAGCGCUCUUAGAGUUUUAUAAUUUUAUUUUUUGAUAGUCGUCCUCUCCCUCUCCCUUUCUCACUUCCUUGCGUCGAGAGCCAGCUGGGGCUCGGGUCUCCUGAGAGAUUUUUCCGAGAGACUUUUCCUUGGCCCGGGAGGGAGGACUCCCGUGGCUUCCAUCCGUCGCCAGCUAGCUAAUAUUUGAAUCAAAUAUUUGAUCUAGUCGGCGGAAAUAUCUUCUUUUUGUUCGUGUGAAUCUCUUCCUUGCAUGCUUCGUGGCUUCUGACAUUCUGACUGAGGCGUUUUUUUUGUUUCAUUCUCUUUUCAUUUUAUUUUAGCUCAUGUUUUGAAAGAAAAGAAGGAAAGGAGUUAAAAAAAAAGGCAUCUGAUCUUUGAAAACGGAUCUCUUAAGCUUCAAGCGAAAGUAAUCUCUUGUCAGAUUUAGAAAUAAGAAUCUUUCAACAACCGGAAGUGAAAGACAAAACCCCGACCGUGAGUACUUUUCGUGCCAUGAAGGAAACCUCGAGCCUGACUUCGUGUUUUCUUGUAAAAAAAA